CUCGUGGCAUACGCCCUUUUGCAGUAGGUUUUUAUCAGUCAGUGAAAUCUUGAAGCUUAACAGGGGAAUAUGAAGCUCUUCUGCGCUGCAAUUAGCUUGCUCGUGAUUGAGUCCGCUUUCGGCUUUACAUCGCUAGCCCCGGGAAGUAGGCCAGCAUUUUCCCUUACACAGUGUUCCGCCACAACCUUGGACGGCCGAAAGAUCACCGGAGAUGUGAAACCACUGAACAACUUUGUUUUAGUCAAGAUAGGUGAAGCUAGGGAGCAGACGGAGGGAGGAAUUCUGCUCACAGGAAAAGCCAAAAUUAAAAAGACGGAAGGAACGGUAGUAGCGAUAGGCCCUGGCCGCACUCACCAGGACUCAGGCAUUGUCUUUGAUAUGCCAGUGAGUGAGGGACAAGGUGUUGUUUACGGAAAAUUCGAUGGAACAGAGAUUAAUAUUGGUGGUGCUAAGCAUGUUCUAAUUCGGGAUGAUGACAUUCUUGUCAAAUUUACCGGUGAUUUGAGUCUCGAUUCGGUUGACAUGGUUAGGGACAAUGUGCUGGUAUACGUAGAAAAUGAUGAAUCCGAGACUGACGGAGGUAUUCUAAUUGCCAAAAGCUCCUCUGCUGACAAGAAGCCAUCAACAGGAAUUGUCGUUAAAGUCGGACCCGGAAAGAUGGCGAGUGAUGGAUCUCUCAUGUCAAUGGAUGUGGCUGUCGAUGACAUGGUAAAAUUCCGAGACUUUGCUGGUAUGGAUGUUGAGAUCGAUGGAAAGGAAUACAGCGUUGUCAAGAUGGCAGACAUACUUGCACAAUUCUAGAACAGGCUGACAACGAAGAUUACACCGUGUUUACAGUUAGCACCUUCAAAAAAUACAUCGUGAUAUAACUCAUGGUUUUGGGUUGACUUUGAAGGACUGUCGCAAACUUCAGGUCGCAAUCUAAAACAGGGCCUUUGCUGUGUGUUUGUGAUGACCAACUCGGCCAUGUAUAGAUUCUAAUCAUUUCUAAACUUUGGCUAUUGUGGGUUGUC
Messenger RNA from Phaeodactylum tricornutum CCAP 1055/1, 1013 nucleotides. RefSeq lists its product with no specific name. Gene Ontology annotation, cellular component: plastid; mitochondrial matrix. The transcript has a single exon. Lineage: Eukaryota; Bacillariophyta; Bacillariophyceae; Surirellales; Neidiaceae. Gene Ontology annotation, molecular function: protein folding chaperone; ATP binding; protein-folding chaperone binding. Bases 70 to 801 code for a protein of 243 amino acids. The record is from RefSeq and is a predicted model, not a curated record.